AUGAGCAACACCAAGAAGCGACGCAUCACCGCGUCCGGCCUCGUCGGCGACGCCUGCGCCGCGGAGGGCGCUGGGGGCUGUGGCCGCUGCCAGCGGUGGGAGACACCCUGGGGCCCCGGCGCCGCGCUGCCAGCGCUGCAUCUGUCCCUG
Monoraphidium neglectum is the source of this 150-nucleotide messenger RNA. RefSeq lists its product as hypothetical. The annotation marks the transcript as partial. NCBI's taxonomy places the organism in Eukaryota, Viridiplantae, Chlorophyta, Chlorophyceae, Sphaeropleales, Selenastraceae. The record is from RefSeq and is a predicted model, not a curated record. The transcript has a single exon.